AUGGAGGAGGAGUUCGCCAAGCUCAAGCACGCCCACGACGCGGCCAUCCUCCACAAAUGCCACCUCGAGAACGAGGUGCUGAGGCUGAAGGAGAGGCUGGGAGCGACCGAGGAGGAGGUGCGACGCCUCAGGUCGGCAGCUGGGAGCCACGGAGCAUCCGGCGACGGCGGAGACGCCGCUGGCGCCGUUGGCGCGUGUGGCGGGAGCCCGAGCUCGUCCUUCUCGACGGGAACCUGCCAGCAGCAUCCGGGUUUCAGCGGCGCAGACGUGCUGGGGCCGGACGAUGACCUGAUGAUGUGCGUCCCCGAGUAUGGUGGCUACGCCGAUAGCAGCGUGGUCGAGUGGUUUAGCCUGUAUGGGCUAAUUUGA
This is a messenger RNA of Triticum turgidum subsp. durum (durum wheat), 369 nucleotides long. NCBI's taxonomy places the organism in Eukaryota, Viridiplantae, Streptophyta, Magnoliopsida, Poales, Poaceae. The record is from the annotation of a GenBank genome assembly.